UUUUUGUUGCAUCAGAGAGAUUCUAAUUCUAUCCCUCUUCUUUCAAGUCAAAGAAUAAAGAGUAGGGAGGGAGAAAAAUUUAAAAAAAGAGAAAGUUUUAUAUAAAUGGGAUAAGAGAGAGAAGAAUAGCCAUAAUAGAUAAUGGCAUAUAUUCCCCCAACAAAACCCCACUUAUGUUUCCUGAUAUGGAGGGAAGAGAGAGAGAGAGAGUAGGACAUUCCAACAUCUCAAGUCUAUAAAGAGGAGAAUAGCCACCAUAAACUGACUCAUGCCUAAAAGGAUCAGAAAAUAAAAGCAAAUGGAUCUGCAAAACUUGCAAAAUCAAAGUAUGCAUUUGGUUCUUUCCGCUGAUGCAAAGCCAAGGCUGAAAUGGACUCCUGAGCUUCACCAACGAUUUCUUGAUGCCGUUAAUCAGCUUGGGGGUGCUGAUAAGGCAACCCCUAAGAGUCUUUUGAGAGUGAUGGCUAUUCCAGGACUUACUUUGUACCACCUGAAGAGCCACUUACAGAAAUUCAGACUUGCAAAAGACCAGCAACUAGAAACCUGCUGUGACAGAAAACAAGAAGAAUACAGAGAAAUCCAGAGCAGUGUUAGCCAUUGCAAAAGGGAAAUCUGCGUUGGGACUCAGAAUCAGAUGACUGACUUGCAGAUAGCACAGGCUCUCCAAAUGCAAAUGGAAGUACAGGGGAAACUUUAUGAACAACUUGAGGUGCAGAGGCAUUUGCAGCUUCGAAUUGAAGCUCAAGGGAAGUAUUUACAGUCAGUGCUCAAGAAAGCGCAGGAAACACUUACAGCAUACAGCUCUUCUUCCACUUCUGAUACAAAACUUGCAAAAGCUGAGCUUUCUCGGUUAUUGUCCAUGAUCAACAAUGCUUGUCCAAGUUCUCCGAUCUCAGAACUAACAGAGACAAAAGUGUUGAGUUCUAAGGAGGGGAAGAGGAAACAAAGUAGAGGGAUUAUGUGUUCAAUGGAAAGUUCUUUGACAUCUUCUGAGAGCUCUGGCUUAAAGGAAGAAAAGCAACGCAGGGAUGAAAGAGGAGACCCUCAAAAAUCUAAUUCUACCACUUCAGUUGAACUUCAAUUAAUGGCCAUUCGUUCAGUGGAUGAAGCAUCAAAUGGCGAUGCAAGUGAUGAAUCUAGUGGGAGAAGGAGAAGUGGAGGAACCAGUUAUGAUGGCGAAACGUGUGCUAAAAAGCAGAGAAAAAUUGAGCUGUCAGAAAUGCCCGACUUGAACAGGCAAUACCAGAAUGAUGUUGAUUCAAAUUCCAAGGCUAUUGAUUUGAAUCACUGAUAAAUGAUCAGUCCUGGCUUUCAGGAACCAUGAAACCAGAUGAGUUCCUUUCCUUAUAAAACAUAUGCCAAAAAGAAAAAAGAAGCCAUUUUAGAAGAAAUAGUGCUUAUAAACCAUGUAUUUUAUAUGAUGAAAGGGGGAAAAAAUUGAAUCCCGUAUAGCGUCAUGAUAGGCAUAGCGCAUGUACUGGCUAGUUUCCUCUAUGCUACUGGGCAGAGAUUUGUUA
Prosopis cineraria is the source of this 1517-nucleotide messenger RNA. RefSeq names its product myb family transcription factor PHL8-like. Gene Ontology annotation, molecular function: DNA binding; DNA-binding transcription factor activity. Lineage: Eukaryota; Viridiplantae; Streptophyta; Magnoliopsida; Fabales; Fabaceae. The record is from RefSeq and is a predicted model, not a curated record. Bases 299 to 1291 code for a protein of 330 amino acids. The transcript is spliced from 6 exons.